Tarenaya hassleriana is the source of this 2270-nucleotide messenger RNA. RefSeq names its product putative clathrin assembly protein At1g14686. The transcript has a single exon. Gene Ontology annotation, cellular component: clathrin-coated vesicle; clathrin-coated pit. Gene Ontology annotation, molecular function: SNARE binding; 1-phosphatidylinositol binding; phosphatidylinositol-4,5-bisphosphate binding. Gene Ontology annotation, biological process: clathrin-dependent endocytosis; clathrin coat assembly; vesicle budding from membrane. Lineage: Eukaryota; Viridiplantae; Streptophyta; Magnoliopsida; Brassicales; Cleomaceae. The record is from RefSeq and is a predicted model, not a curated record. Bases 1180 to 2139 code for a protein of 319 amino acids.
UAUAAUUGGGCACCGACACACAACAUUAAAAUCGAGACUAUAUAUAUCAGUUACAAAUUCGUUUCCGCCAACUUGUCUCCACGAAAAUCAUUUUUCGAAAAACAUCGCAUUUCAUUGGGAAAGGAAAUGGUUUUGAGACAGAUUAUUGGUUUUAACAAAAGGGAAUGCCAUCUGUUGUUGAAAAUGCAUACUCUCUUCACUUUCUUUAAUGUCUUUUUCAUCGUUCCUCUCAUUCUUGGAUUUGAAGAAGACUGGAGAUGCGUAUUAAAGGGCAUGCAUGAAACCGCGGCUCUUGCUCUUCUGCCCUAAUGAUAUCACUCAAUAAAGCCAAUACUAAUACUUUAGAUUUCAUGAAAAAGAAAUUAAAGCCGGGCGUUAAGGCAAAAGCAAGCCGCAAGUGAAAAAAAAAAAAGCACUUUUUUUUCUUUAAAUCUAAGAGCCGUUUGUUCUUGUAAAUAUUAGCGGGCAAUAUACACAAAUAUACAGCUGCUAAAUUUUCAUAAAAUAUUUAAACUCAAUUUCAUACUUGGCAAUUCCAAGGGCUUGAAUCCCCUCGCUGAGAGACAGAGCUUUGAGCGGUAUCUGGGCCUUCUACCAAAGCCCAAAUGCGUUCAGCACACCUUCCUACAUUUUUUAUUCUUUCUUUCUCCCCGACACCAAACCUUGGGGGUGUGUGUGUGUGUGUGUGUGAUAUUAAGAAUAAAUAAAAUGCAUAAUAAAACUUAAAAUGUUAAAUCGGAAUAACUCGCGACCAGGCUUGGACUGGUACGUCGGGUUCAUAACUCGUCACGAGUUGACUCGGUUUCUAAACGAAUAAAAAAAAACAAGAAAGCAUGUGGCCGAAAAAGAAAUGCGACGCUUGGGCCUUUUUGUUGCAACCUUAAACCAACCCGGUGAUUAAACAAGAUGUCCAGAGGAAAAAUGGUCACAAAGCCCACAACAUCCGAAUCAAUUAGUGUAACAAACCUAAUCUUGAAACCGCCAGGGAUUGUGAUGAGAAAUCAGCCGUGGAAAAAUGGGGAAGGGGGACCCAACAAACCCUGAGUUGUUAACUUUGAUGCGUGAUUCUCAAAAUUAGUUUCUCAUCAUUUUAAUUUAAAUGCCCAUAAGUUCAUCCCAAAAAAAUUAAUUUAAAAUCCAUAUAAAAAAGGAUUAAAUUACUCAACCUUGAAGGACAAGAUGAACCUAUGGCUGCGACGCGCCGCCGGAGCUCUCAAGGACGGCAACAGCCUCAUCGUGGCGGACGACUGCCUUAAGAUCGCCGUCGUUAAGGCGAUGAGCCACGACGAGCUCUCCAUGGACUCCGGCAAAGCCGAGUUCAUCUACCGGUGCGUACGGACAUCCCCCUGGAGCCUCAGACCGCUCACAUGCGCCAUCUCCUCGCGCGUGGACGGCACGCACAGCUGGGCGGUGGCUCUCAAGGGGCUGAUGCUGGUGCACGGCUUCUUCCUCGACAAGGUCCCGGCGGCGAACUCCAUCGGACGGUUGCCUUUCGAUCUCUCUGGAUUCGGCGAGACACGUUCGCUGCUGACCAGAUCCUCCGGAUUCAACCACUUCGUACGAUCUUACUUCGAGUUCCUGGACCAGCGAGCGAUCCUCUUCCACGACUCGAACCUUCUUCACCGGCAAGUUGAAGAAUCAUCGGUCAUGAUCCAGCUCGCGAUCAUCCGUAAUAUGCAGGAUCUCGUCGAUUCGUUGAUGCGAAUCAAACCGAUCGCGGAGAAUAUGAGGACGCCUCUGAUAAUCGACGCCAUGGAUAACGUAAUCACGGAGAUCGUGGAGGUCUACGGUCGGAUUUGCAUCGGAAUGGCGGAAGCUCUGCCCAAGGUUCACUCGAAGACGGGGAAACCGGAAGCGGAAAUGGCGUUGAGGAUCGUCGCCAAAUCCAUAUCGCAAGCAGAAGAUCUCACCAAGUACUUCGAAUUCUGCCAAGAAUUCAAUGUACCAAAAGCUGGCGAGAUCCCAGAUUUCGUAAGGAUUCCAGAAGCAGACGUCACAGUGCUCGCGAAGCUCGUCGCCGCACGCGUGGAGAAAGAAGAGCAGCUAGAAGGGAGAUCGAGGGAAAAUCUGGUAGGAGAUGCCGAACAUGGGAAUGUUUCUUCAGGGAGAGAAAGGAUUCCGGAUUUAAUUAGCCUCUAAUUAAGAUGUUAAUAGAAAUUAGCCUCUAAUCGUGUGAUCUCUCUAAUCCACGGAUCUGUUCGUAUAGAUUCGGUGCAAGAUUCUCGUAUGAUAGACUUUCAAACUGAAAUGGAUUAAAAAUGAUGUCUGAA